AUGGCGAUCGGUCAAACUCCUGAUGUUGAACACAAAUUGAAGUCCUCAGAUGACAGUCAUGACGCCGAGAUUGAUCACAUUAGCGAGCUCGCAUCACAGAUCGCCAUCCACGAUGACGGAACCACGAAGACGAUCGACGCGUUGCGGAGACGAACGCGCUAUGCUGAUCUUUCGGAUGUUGAGGAGGGGACACUGAUUGUCUUCGAUCGUUAUUAUAGGUUCAGAACAGCGACCUUGGCGAUGCGACAGUCGGAUUCGAUAUCGCAUCACACGGAGGACGACAGCAAGAACAAAAUUGUUCUCCAGGACUAUUCGUUCCUCCUCCCAGGCGCGUUUAUCGAUGUUGAAUUUGCCUUGCCUGUUGGGCACCACAAGAUCACAGAAAAUCCCGAAGGUUUUUGGGUCGUGGACAUGAUGAAAGCUGCCGGACUGGAAAUCUCCCACGGAAAAGAAUUUCCUGGCUCGAUUGAAUUGGAGCUUGUAAAGGAGAUAGGCCAAGGGAGAAUGGAUGACUGGGAUGGCAUAACCGGAGAAAGAUCAUUAGGUUUGCCUGAAGUACUUGAGCAUUACGGUCUGUGGAAAGACGCCCUCGAAGCCACAAUGUACGUCAGCUCUCAUUGA
This is a messenger RNA of Colletotrichum abscissum, 621 nucleotides long. RefSeq lists its product as uncharacterized. The transcript is spliced from 2 exons. The record is from RefSeq and is a predicted model, not a curated record. Bases 1 to 621 code for a protein of 206 amino acids. Lineage: Eukaryota; Fungi; Ascomycota; Sordariomycetes; Glomerellales; Glomerellaceae.